AUGGCUAUAGAACCAGUGAUCCCUCCGCCUCCAGGGCUCACCUCCAAUUUCGAACAUCCGAGAGAUGUCCUCCACACAGUCAAUCUGGUAACGCAAAUCUUGUGUAUCGUCGUUGUGACAGUUGCUGUGACAUUGCGUAUAGUCAUCAAGAUACGCCUUCGAAAGAAGCUAGAAUUGGAAGACUACACCACUGUUGUAGGAUGGGUACUCUUCGUUGGGUUCUGCGUGAACAUGCUCGUGCUGAACGCUUACGGGGGUGGAUAUCAUGGAUGGGAUGUCCCAAAGAAUGACUUCGUGGAUUUCCAGAAGUUACUAACAAGCAUACGAGCGAAGGCAUCCUACGCAAUCACCCUUAUUUACGUCCCCACGGUUUUUGUCGUCAAGCUCGCCCUACUCUCAGUCAUGCUACGGAUUUUCGCCCCCGACCGUCGCAAGGUCCUCGUUAUUCACAUCAGCUUGAUUGUGCUCUUGCUCUACUACAUUCCAGCCUUGUUUAUCAAGGUGUUCUUCUGCAAACCCAUUUCGGCAUAUUGGUACGGAACGGGCGACGGCGGGACCUGUAUAGACCAGCAGAAGGUCAUUAUCGCCGACUCAGCCAUCAGUAUCGUCAGCGACCUGUGGAUCCUCAUCCUACCGGUCCCGAUGCUGUGGUCACUGCACAUGUCGCGAAUGAAAAAGCUCCGGGUCAUCGGUAUCUUAGGCGCGGGUGGGAUAGCCACUGCAUUUAGUAUUUGGCGAUUAGUGAUCAUGGUCGAGGAGGCCCCGACAACAGACAUAACAUGGUUUUGGAUUCAUGCCGUGUUGACAGCAAACGCCGAAGCAGGUAUCGGGCUCAUAUGCGCGUGUCUGCCCGCAUUGAGCGCAUACUUCGUCUCUGUCAAGAACAAGAGCAGCAACGCCAAUAGUGGCAGUUAUUUGCAUAGCCAUGAGCUUGACAAUUGGAAGAAGAUUUCUAACUCCAGGAAAAACCGCACUGAUACGAACUCCUUCCAGACACAGCAGAAUGACCAGGCGCACCUCAUCUCCACUGCUGAAUGUGCUGAGGCGCCUGAGGGAUCGUUAUCGAGUCUGCCCUCUCAACAGAAUAAUUAUUCUGAUCGGCACGUUAUACAUAAGGAUGUUGCCGUUUCUCAGAGUUAUGAAUUUGUGAGAUAG
Aspergillus oryzae RIB40 is the source of this 1155-nucleotide messenger RNA. RefSeq lists its product as uncharacterized. The coding region runs from base 1 to 1155 and encodes 384 amino acids. NCBI's taxonomy places the organism in Eukaryota, Fungi, Ascomycota, Eurotiomycetes, Eurotiales, Aspergillaceae. The record is from RefSeq and is a predicted model, not a curated record. The transcript has 6 exons.